AUGUCUCCCAAAUCAAGCCUCGUGUCUCCCAAAUCAAGCGAAGAGGUCUCGAUGGAGGACACAUCUGAAAAGACGAAGGUUAUUGAGUCGUCGUCGUCGUAUCUCGGAAAGCGCAAGACGGAGGAGGAUUGCGAGUCGUCGUCGGAGGAAGACGAAGUAACUGAUUCGGAGGAAGAAAGCGAACCUGAAACCGAGCCGUUGUGGGGCUAUGAUAGCUUCGAGGACAGAAACUACUACUCCUACUCGGAAGGUGAACUUGCCGAUGCUUUCUCCGAUCCGGAGUCCGUAAAGCCCGCCCUUGACUACAGACGCCAGCUUUACUUGACCAGGGGUUUUGAGGUGGAUCCUAAGAGCGUUCCAAAGGAUAUGAUUACUGGAAUGUUUCCUAUAAACUUGAAUGAUACACUCUUUGGCUGGAAGUCACCAGAUGGAACCGCACGUGGCUACAUGGAGCUCAUGGGAUUGGAUGUGAAAAUGGAUCAUGUCGUGAGAGCUAUUGCAAGGAGAACUGCAGGAAUCAAGUGUUACAUAACCUUUAUGGCUAGAGAGACUCCCACUGGACCUCUUGUUGAGUAUCAAGCUAAGACCGAGUGGAAGCGACGCCAAGUUCACACUUAUCCAAUCUUUUGCAGACCUUCUCCUCCACCGGCCAAUCUUAAGGAGCAGGCUCGUAGAAGCACAAGGGUCAGGCCAAAAUCAGUUAGAUAA
Molecule: messenger RNA, 708 nt
Organism: Arabis nemorensis
Lineage: Eukaryota; Viridiplantae; Streptophyta; Magnoliopsida; Brassicales; Brassicaceae
Source: the annotation of a GenBank genome assembly